CUUUACUUAAUCUUAAAAUUUUCUUCCCAUUUUUCAAUUUUCUCGGCAUCCAAACAGAGGUUUCUUAGAGUAGAAAACUCGAAAAAAGCUAUGGAGGCGACGAAAAUCGCUACACCAAGGCCAAGGGGAGUGCCAGUGAAGAGAGCGACGAUGUUAAGAAACGGAACGAAGAAGACGAAGUGGUACUGGAAAUUGAAAUUCGGAAUCAGACUAAACGCCAUUAAAAAGGCUCUUUCAUCUUCCUUACACCAGCACCGCCUCCGUCUCACAUGUUCCACCGCCAUGAACAACAACGGCCACCUCACUCCCCAAAAUGGCGCCGUCUCCCCACUGGUAAUCCACCCCUCAAACUCAAAAUCAUCGAAGAACAAAAAGAACGAACUCCGCCUC
Momordica charantia (bitter melon) is the source of this 390-nucleotide messenger RNA. The record is from RefSeq and is a predicted model, not a curated record. NCBI's taxonomy places the organism in Eukaryota, Viridiplantae, Streptophyta, Magnoliopsida, Cucurbitales, Cucurbitaceae.